UUUUCCCCAUUACCGCUGCGCACGCCCCUCUUCUUUUAAAAACCCGUCUUAUAGCGGAAGGAACUGAAUUAAGCCACCCCAUUAGUUUUAAAAAAUGGCAAACAAACUCAAAGUAGAACAACUUCGCGCCGAGCUCGCUAAGCGUGGACUCGACACCACCGGCACCAAACCUUACCUGGUGGAGAGACUGGAAUCAGCAGUAGAGCAAGAAGAGAAGAAAUCAAAUAGCGCAGUUAAUACUCGAGGCAACAAGAAAAGAGCAAGGGAAAGUCAAGAACAAGAAGAAGAUUGCAGUAAUGGAGCAGAGAAACUCACGGCUGUUGAGAAGUUCCGUGAAAUGAAUAUCAAGCUGUUACGCGAUGAAGCGAAGGUUUUAGGAAUUUCCACUGCGGGGACGAAGAAAGAAUUAGUAGAGAGGCUUUGUAAUAGUGUUUCGAACGCUGACGGUUCUUCUGGAGAUGCUGUUCUCGCUAAAGAAGAAGAAAAUGACUGUAAAAAGGAGAAAAUAGUAACUGCGACCAAGAAGGGAGCGGCUGUGCUGGAUCAGUAUCUUCCAGAGCAGAUAAAGUCUCAGUAUCAUGUUAUGCAAUUGGGUGAUGAUGUGUAUGAUGCCAUGUUAAAUCAGACAAAUGUUGGGGAUAACAAUAACAAAUUCUAUGUCAUUCAACUUCUAGAAUCUGAUGAUGGCGGUAGAUUUAUAGUCUACAAUAGAUGGGGAAGGGUUGGAGUGAGGGGUCAAGAUAAAGUAUUUGGUCCUUACACUUCUCGAGAUACUGCAAUUUAUGAAUUUGAAGAGAAGUUCUACACUAAGACGAAGAACAGGUGGUCUGAAAGAAAAGAGUUCAAAUGUUUCCCAAAGAGCUAUACUUGGUUGGAAAUGGAUUAUGGUAACAUUGAGAGAGAUUCAGAUGUAAAAGAAAAGUUGGAUUCUGGUUUAGCAAUUCAACCUCGGGAAACAAAACUCGAUCCACGUCUUGCGAAAUUUAUAUCUCUUAUAUGCAAUACGAGCAUGAUGAAGCAGCAGAUGAUGGAAAUAGGAUACAAUGCUAAUAAACUGCCUCUUGGCAAGCUAAGCAAGUCAACAAUAUUAAAGGGCUAUGAUGUCUUGAAGAGAAUUGCUGAUGUAAUUAGCGCCGCAAAUAUGGUACAGCUUGAGCAAUUGAGCGGAGAAUUCUACACUAUUAUACCCCAUGACUUUGGGUUUAAAAAAAUGCGUGAGUUUGUCAUUAACACUCCUCAGAAGCUUAAACACAAACUAGAAAUGGUUGAAGCAUUAGGCGAAAUUGAGCUUGCAACUAAGUUGUUGGAGGAAGAACCUGGAGUACAGGAAGAUCCAUUGCAUUCUCAUUAUAGUCGCUUGCACUGCGAACUGGCACCAAUUGAAGUUGACUCUGAUGAAUUCUCUUUGAUUGCAAACUAUAUGAAGAACACACAUGCAAAAACUCAUUCACAGUACACUGUUGAUAUUGUUCAAAUAUUCAAGGUCUCAAGAGAUGGUGAAGAUCAAUGCUACAGAAAGUUUGCCUCCACAAAAAACAGAAUGCUUUUAUGGCAUGGUUCUCGCCUCACAAAUUGGACUGGCAUUCUAUCCCAAGGCUUGCGCAUUGCUCCGCCAGAAGCACCUGUGACUGGCUACAUGUUCGGGAAGGGGGUUUACUUUGCUGACAUGUUCUCCAAAAGUGCAAAUUAUUGCUAUGCUACAGCUGCCACUUCUGCUGGUGUGCUUCUUCUAUGUGAGGUUGCGCUUGGAGACAUGGCUGAGCAUUUAAGUGCUAACUACGAUGCUGAUAAGUUGCCCCCAGGAAAACUAAGCACAAAAGGAGUUGGUGAAACUGCUCCAGAUCUCUUAGGUGCCAAAACACUCGAAGAUGGCGUCAUUGUUCCUCUCGGCAAACCAAAAGCGCAGAAAGGUUCUAAGGGUGCUUUACUGUACAAUGAGUUCAUAGUCUACAAUGUAGCUCAAAUAAGAAUGAGAUAUGUAGUUCAGGUGGAUUUCAAAUACAGGAAUUGAUUAACAUCGAAAAUAAUUAAUCUUCCUGUAUUAGUCUUCCAGUUAAACGAUGUAAACUUAGUUUUGUAUAAUGCGAUAUAUGCCUAUGCUGCAUAUUAUCUAAUGUAUAUUAUAUUGUACAUAUGAAUAACGCCUUUGAAACUUUUGAGCUCAACAAAAGAAUCAAUGGCCAUACCAGAAGUGAAUGCUUGGAGAAAAAAAGGGUUACGUGUUAUAUCAA
This is a messenger RNA of Mercurialis annua (annual mercury), 2231 nucleotides long. Its product is annotated as poly [ADP-ribose] polymerase 2. Bases 95 to 2011 code for a protein of 638 amino acids. The transcript has 18 exons. Lineage: Eukaryota; Viridiplantae; Streptophyta; Magnoliopsida; Malpighiales; Euphorbiaceae. Gene Ontology annotation, molecular function: NAD+ poly-ADP-ribosyltransferase activity. The record is from RefSeq and is a predicted model, not a curated record.